Molecule: messenger RNA, 2443 nt
Organism: Chanos chanos (milkfish)
Lineage: Eukaryota; Metazoa; Chordata; Actinopteri; Gonorynchiformes; Chanidae
Gene: abhd6a
Product: abhydrolase domain containing 6, acylglycerol lipase a
Exons: 9
Coding region: 225-1244 (339 amino acids)
Biological process (GO): acylglycerol catabolic process
Cellular component (GO): membrane; AMPA glutamate receptor complex
Molecular function (GO): monoacylglycerol lipase activity
Source: RefSeq, a predicted model, not a curated record
AUUUUAUGUCGGCACACACUUAAGUUUAGUCCUUUGUGUUCCCCUUUAAAUUGGGUGCAAUACGUCUCUUUCACAGCGCUGUGAACGUGAUUUGCGCAUGGUCAGCUGAAGAUCAAAAUGUGUCGGUAAAAAUCAGCUCAUUUUGAACGACAUCGCACUCCUGCAGAAUUCACGGAGUGGAGGUGCAACAUUGAAGCACGGACGAUCAAAGGUAAACUGUCACUAUGGACUUGGAUGUUGGAAACAUGUUUUUAUUGGCCGGAAGCACGUUGGCAAUCCCCAUUCUGGCUUUUGUCGCCUCUUUCUUGCUCUGGCCUGCAGUACUCAUCAAGGUGUACAACUGGUACUGGAGAAGAGCUCUGGGCUUGCAGUUAGAUUACGCGGAGCAUGAAGGUUAUCGAUUUUGCUACUCGCACAGAGGGAAACCUGGGAGCAAACCUUCCAUCCUUAUGCUGCAUGGCUUCUCUGCUAACAAAGACAUGUGGCUAGCCAUGGUCAAGUUCCUCCCAAAAAAUGUGCACUUGUUAUGUGUUGACAUGCCGGGACAUGAGGGUACGACUCGUACGAGUGCUGUGGACUACUCUAUAGAGGGUCAGGUCAAGAGGAUCCAUCAGUUUGUAGAGGCUGUCCAGCUGAACAAAAAGCCUUUUCACAUCAUUGGCACAUCCAUGGGGGGCUGCGUUGCAGGAGUGUAUGCUGCCCGCUACCCUGAGGACCUGUGCAGCGUCACUCUCGUCUGUCCUGCAGGUUUGGAAUAUCCCAAAGAAAGUAAAUUUGUGCAGCGUCUAAGGGUCUUGGAAAAAGACAACGAUGUUAUGGGAAUCCCACUCAUUCCAUCCACAACAGAGGAGAUGGAAGAAAUGCUUAAACUUUGCUCCUUUGUUCGCUUCAAAAUACCUCAACAGAUUCUUCAAGGGCUGAUUGAUGUCCGCCUUCCACACAAUGACUUCUACCGUGAAUUGUUUAUGGAGAUAGUGGGCGAGAAAUCUAGACAUGCUUUACAAGAGAGCAUGCACCUAAUCUCAAGGCCUCUGCAGGUUAUUUGGGGAAAACAGGACCAGGUGCUGGAUGUUUCUGGGGCCUCUGUUUUGGCUAAAGCCAUUCCUGGAUGCCGGGUGGACAUCCUGGAUAACUGUGGCCAUUCCGUGAUUAUGGAACGUCCUCGGAAAAGCGCCCAGCUUGUCAUGGACUUCAUCACUGCCCAACAAAACUCAGGCAGUCUGAGUAACAAGAAGCUCUCCUGAGACUACGCUAUGAAAUUCACAUUUUUGAACAGCAUUUGUCAAGUGUGUAAAUAAUCUCUCUCUCUAUAUAUAUUUUUAACCAACACUCAGGGACUCUCCCUUAACUCCUGUCUAAUACAAGAUGUCAUUUGGUAAAGACAAAAAGAAAGCAGGAAGUUAAACAAUCAAUAUCAUAAAAAAAAAGCCCAAGCAAAGUCUUUGGUGAUGUCAAACACAACAUUUUCCCUUCCACAGCAAUACUUUUUAUAAAGGUAAGGACUUCAUUCCAUUCUGACGUGACCAAUUUAAUAACUUCAUCAUCGUCAUCAUAUAUCAUAAAAGGUUAGAAACAUUUAGUAAGUUUACAAAGUCUUUGUUGUGAAAAUGCUGAAGUAAUGUCAGAGACUCCCUUUACUUUUUGAAAAAAAAAAAAAGGUUCUAACUAUGCUUCUGUAUGCUGCAGCAUGUUUAUUUUUAUGGACAUUGGGAUUUUUACAGCUUUAAAGCACUUGUAUUUCAUCUCCUCAGUGUGCUCCUUUCUGUACAGACUACAGCACAAGUAUUAAAUAUUCAGUCUCACAUUAUGAGGUUUGAGCAGAAGCCGCACAAGGAUGCAGGUCACUACUAUUCAAGAACUGAUUUUGCUGCCAAAGGCACAGUGUCAUGAAUUAAUGAUACUUAACUACCUUUAUUUCUGUGGUACAUUUGCUGCUGCAGUGUAAAUGAUGUCAAGAGGAUAAUGCUUUGAAUGAGUGAACCCCAACACAAAACGACACAAAUUAUAUGCCCUUUUGUAAUUUUGUCAAAUUUUGAACCUUUGAAGCACAAGUAGUGCACUAGCAGAAUAUCAUGUUCUCAUACUGUUAUUUAAUAUGUCAGACCAUGCUUUCUACACAGUUAUGCACUGAGCUUACACCAGCAAUGCAGUAUUUAUAAUGUAAGGUACAUGUAGAAAGUAAUCUGUUUCUUUCUUUAGCAAAUCUAUAUCCAUUUUCUUCUAAAAUGACAUAUGUAGAAAUAAGUCAAAUCAUUGAAAUAUAUUUAUAAUUUCACUAUUAGUAGAUGGUUUGCCAUUGCCGUGCGUGUGUGUCUGGUGUGUGGGUGCGGAUGUGUGUGUGUUGUCUGAUUAUGAUGGGAUACAGUUCUGAGUCUAACAGAAAAUGAACUAAAAUAAAAUUGUAUUUAAUAUUUCAAUAAAUGAAAAUGUAAUAAACUUGCAA